This is a messenger RNA of Danio aesculapii, 2671 nucleotides long. RefSeq names its product protein phosphatase, Mg2+/Mn2+ dependent 1Ka (gene ppm1ka). Gene Ontology annotation, molecular function: cation binding; protein serine/threonine phosphatase activity. The coding region runs from base 169 to 1272 and encodes 367 amino acids. The transcript has 8 exons. The record is from RefSeq and is a predicted model, not a curated record. Lineage: Eukaryota; Metazoa; Chordata; Actinopteri; Cypriniformes; Danionidae. Gene Ontology annotation, biological process: protein dephosphorylation.
CUGUCACUCCAGCUGGAUACUAGUGCACUUUGUUGGGACGAACACCAACUUUACCAACUAAAUGAUAAACUUGCUCAUUUGCCGCAGACAUGUGCAGGAACCAGCAAAAUUAAUUACAGCAAGCUAGACCACACAGAACCUAAAAGACGUCCCAUCUGAAGUGUGCUGAUGUCCGUGUCCGCAGUCUCCUUUUCUCGGCUGCUGAGAUGCGCAAGAUGCGUUCCUGCAAUGGGCCGGAGUGGGCACGCUCAUCCUGCCAGGUGUGUGCGUGUGCCCGGAGUCCGCUGGCACACCACUCGUUUGGACAUGGACGGCAGUGGACGUCCAGCCACCUGGGACUCCUUCGGGAUUUGGGAUAAUCGGAUAGAGGAGCCCAUCCUGCUGCCGCCCAGCAUCCGCUACGGAACCCCAAUCCCGCACAUAAGUGUGUCCAGGGUGGGCUGCGCGACUCUGAUCGGCCGCCGGCGGGAAAACGAGGACCGUUUCCAAGUGAGCGAGCUGACACAAAACGUGUUGUACUUUGCCCUGUUUGACGGACACGGGGGCGCACAUGCCGCGGAUUACUGCCAUAAACACAUGGAGCAAAACAUCAGGGACUGUUUGGAGAUGGAGACCGAUUUACAGACGGUUUUGUCAAAAGCGUUCCUGGAGGUGGAUGCAGCUUUGGAAGAAGAACUGCAGAUUUACGGCAACGCCUCCCUCAUGAUGGUGGGCACGACGGCGACGGUGGCUCUGCUUCGGGAUGGCAUUGAGCUGGUGGUCGGCAGCGUUGGAGACAGUCGAGCUCUGCUGUGCAGGAAAGGAAAAUCACGCAAACUUACAGACGAUCACACUCCGGAGAGAAAAGACGAGAAACACAGGAUCCGUCAGAGUGGUGGGUUCGUGACCUGGAAUAGUGUCGGUCAGGCUAACGUUAAUGGCCGCUUGGCAAUGACCCGCAGCAUUGGAGACUUCGACUUGAAAAAGAGUGGCGUGAUCGCAGAACCAGAGAUCACACGGACUCUAUUGCAGCACGCUCACGACUCCUUCCUGGUCCUCACCACCGACGGCAUCAACUUCAUCAUGUCCAACCAAGAGAUCUGUGACAUCAUCAAUCUGUGCCACGACCCCACCGAGGCGGCAAAUGUCAUCGCUGAGCAGGCUCUUCAGUACGGCUCUGAAGACAACAGCACAGUGAUCGUGGUCCCAUUUGGAGCCUGGGGGAAACAUCAAAACACAGAUUACACACACGACAUGAGCCGAAACUUUGCCUCCAUAGGCCGCUGGUCUUAACAUGAAGACUAACACUCUCCAACCACAGCACUGCCGUUACACUGACAACUGCACUAUGAAGAGGAGGAUACAUCUGCUUUAAAUCAACCUUUACAUCCAAAGACAGAAGGUGUGGUGGAUUAUUUGCUUUGUUAUUUGUGACCCUGGAUGCAAAAACAGAAUUAUGUUGCAUGGGUUGAUUUGUGGGAGGAGCCAAAAGUACAUUAUAUGAGUCAAAAUGACAGAUUCUUUAAUUUAUGCCCAAAAUCAUUAGGUUUCACUUUAUAUUAGGUGUCUUUAACUAAUAUGUACUUACACUGAAAUUAAUAAUUAGUUACAGUGAACGUAUUGUGUAAAUACAUGUGUAUACAUUGCACUUACAGCGGGAAAAUAAGUAUUGAACAUGUCAUGUUUUUUCCUUUGUGAAGUGUUUUAACUGUACAUAAUCAGCAGCUUCCUGUAUAUAUAUUUUAGAAAUGUGUUUAUCAGUGUAAAUGCCUUGACUAGAGGAACCGCAGAUUUAAUUAACCUGAAUAAGUCUUCUGUGGUUCUCGGUUUUAGUAAGAAAUGUCCAUAUUUUUGGGCUUUAUUAAUGCAGAUCAAUGGUUCUAUUCACCUCACCUCAUACUUCAGUUUCUCAUCAAAUCUUCUGACCAAUCAAAUCCCCAUAGGGUCUGACAUGCCCCGCCCCUUCUUCUCAUUAGGUGCGUUCGACAUCAUGCAGUGCUGCGCAGAUCGAUUGAAAUCUGUCUUAAAGCGGUGCAUGCUGGUUAGAAGUUUUGUCCGGAUUGAUACUGCGCCAAUGCUACGUGACUCACAUGUGGCAUCAAAUUACUGCAACAGUGUUCCAAGAUCAGACGACUGAUUCAGGCCGUGCAGCAUCUGAAGAGCGACUGCAUGAGCUCUGAUGACGACAACGAUAUUACACGAUUGGCUGAGUUCACCGCAUGACAACAACCACGUGUGUUUCGGGUUUAUUAUUGGACAAAUUCAGUCUCACAAAUUUCAAAACAAACAAUUCACUUUUCACACCAUCUCUAUCAUGCUUAUUAAAAGACUACAAAUAUUUUACUGCAGUAAACAUGUUUUGUUAAAUAAUCUGGUUAUAAAGUCUAGCUUCUUUGCACAGGUUUAUUUUCAACCUUUUUUAUACAGACUAUUUACUACAUUCAGCUCUAUGAACGAUUUUUUAGUUUUUAUACAGUUUUUUAUACAGUAAUGUAGUUUUUUUUAGUCUGUAUAAAAAAGAUUGAAAAUAAACCUGUGCAAACAAGCCAGCCUUUAUAACCAGAUUAUUUAACAAACAUGGUUACUGCAGUAAAAUAUGUGUAGUUGUUCAUGGUAAUGAUAUAUUUUAGUAAAUAACCUAAAUAUGAACUCAAAUAAAUCUUACAGACUUGUAAUAAAAUAAUUAUCAUCA